AUGGCUACUAAAUUCCUACCUCAGAAGCGUGCCCUUGGGGACACUUCAAAUCGUCCAAAUUUCCAAUCAAACCCCAACGCAAAAAAGCCCCGUCUCGAACCACUCUUAUCCUCCCCGGCAUCGCGCCUCAACAGUUCUCAGCAGGGCCCUGGCUCAAAAUUAACAUCAACCCAGCCGAAAAGUACAUUCGAGUCAGAAGUUCUCGAGAAGUUAAGCCAAGAUAUUUCAGAGCUUAAGCAGUCCAAUUCAGAAAAGGACCAAGCAUGGGAACGUCCUCCCGUUGUGAACUUCGACCCUACUCGGGACAGCCUCACCUUCCAACAAAUAGAAGCCGAAGAAGGUACUUUACAUGGCGGAAAGACUACUAUCAAGCUCUUCGGUGUGACUGAGGAUGGCCACUCCGUAAUGAUGCACGUUACAGAUUUCAAGCACUACCUCUAUGUCGCUGCCCCCGUCUCCUUUGCGCCCCAUGAUUGCGAAUAUUUCAAAGCAUACCUUGAGAGUCAGCUAUCCCAACUUCAACCUGUCAUACAUUCUUGCCAAAUUGUCCUGCGAGAGAAUAUAUACGGCUUCCAGGGCAACACGCAAAGUCCAUAUAUCAAGAUCACGGUUACAGACCCAAAGCAUAUCCCGAGAGUGCGCUCGGCCUUCGAGAAGAACGAAGCAAACUGGAGAGGAAUGUGGAAAGGAGUUGAAGGGGGUAUAAUGACGUUUGAUAACCUACAAUACGUUUUACGAUUUAUGGUUGACUGCAAGAUUCCCGGUAUGUCUUGGGUAGAAGCGCCCGCUAAGUCAUAUCAUUUAAUACCAGAGGGCCAGCGGCAAUCGAGCUGCCAAAUUGAAGCCGAGAUUAGCUACCGAGACCUAAUCUCCCACGAACCGAAAGGGGAGUGGUCUAAAAUGGCACCUCUCCGGAUUCUGUCCUUCGAUAUCGAAUGUGCCGGACGAAAAGGCAUCUUCCCGGAGGCGAACCAAGACCCAGUAAUCCAGAUUGCGAACGUCGUAACUCGUUAUGGAGAGAGCAAACCUUUUAUUCGGAAUGUAUUCUGCUUGGACCGGACAAGUCCUAUAGUAGCAACCCAGAUCCUAGAUUACGAGAGGGAAUCAGACAUGCUUAUGGCUUGGAAGCGGUUCCUUGACAAAGUCGACCCUGAUUUGAUCACUGGCUACAAUAUUGCCAAUUUCGAUUUUCCAUAUCUACUUGAUCGUGCCGACCACCUCAAGAUCCAUGGUUUCGACUACUGGACUCGUCUGCAUAGUGUAAAAACCUUCUCUAAAAAGACGAAUCUCUCAAGUAAGCAAAUGGGAAAUCGGGAUACGAAGACCACAAACACGAAUGGUCGAUUGCAGCUUGAUCUCCUACAAUUGAUUCAGAGAGAUCAUCAUCUCAGAAGUUAUACUCUCAAUUCAGUGUGUUCUCAUUUCCUCGGAGAACAAAAAGAAGAUGUACACUACACGAUGAUUACCGAACUAUUUAACGGUACACCGGAGUCCAGACGUCGUCUAGCGCUAUACUGUUUAAAGGAUGCCUAUUUACCUCAACGAUUAAUGGACAAACUCUCCUGUCUUGCGAACUAUACAGAAAUGGCCAGAGUCACAGGAGUUCCGUUCAAUUUCCUCCUCUCUCGUGGACAACAGGUCAAAUUCAUGAGCCAGCUGUUCCGGAAGGCUCUUGAACAAAAGCUUGUGAUUCCAAAUAUGAAAUCAGAAAACUCGGAUGAUCAGUACGAAGGCGCUACAGUCAUCGAGCCUACUCGAGGUUACUAUGACGUGCCUAUCGCAACUCUCGAUUUUGCGUCACUAUAUCCAAGUAUUAUGCAAGCGCAUAAUCUUUGCUACACAACUCUUGUGAACAAGAGAGCAGUAGAGAAGUUUAGCCUCAAGAAAGAUGAGGACUAUAUCGUUACGCCCAACGGUGAUAUGUUCGUCACUGCUAAGCAACGAAAGGGUCUUCUUGCCCAGAUUCUCGAGGAACUCCUCUCAGCAAGAAAGCAGGCUAAAAGAGAAUUAGCCAUCGAGACUGACCCUUUCAAGAAGGCCGUCUUGAAUGGUCGUCAGCUCGCGUUGAAAAUCAGCGCCAACAGUGUUUACGGUCUUACAGGUGCUACAACUGGUAAACUCCCCUGUCUCGAAAUCGCCAGUAGUACCACAAGUUUUGGUCGACAAAUGAUUGAAAAAACCAAGGCUGAAGUGGAAAAGAAGUACAGUAUCGCAAAUGGAUACUCUCAUGACGCCCAAGUCAUCUAUGGUGAUACGGAUUCCGUCAUGGUUAAAUUCGGGACGAAGGACCUAGCCGAAGCGAUGAAGCUGGGCGAAGAGGCAGCGAAUUAUGUGUCAUCAAAAUUUGUGAAACCAAUUAAGCUAGAGUUCGAAAAGGUCUACUUCCCGUACUUGUUAAUCAACAAAAAGCGAUAUGCGGGUCUUUUCUGGACGAGACCCGAUAAGUUUGACAAGAUGGAUACCAAAGGUAUCGAGACUGUUAGGAGAGAUAACUGUCUGCUAGUACAGACCGUUAUUGAGAAAGUUCUGAGGAUGAUCCUGAUCGACCAGGACGUCCAGGGAGCCCAAGACUACGUCAAAGAUACAAUCGCGGAUCUACUACAGAACAAGAUAGAUAUGUCUAAGCUUGUGAUUACGAAGGCUCUCACCAAAGAAAGCUAUGAUGCGAAGCAAGCCCACGUUGAACUUGCGCAUCGCAUGAAGAAACGAGAUGCCGGUUCCGCGCCAGGGUUAGGUGAUCGAGUAGCAUACGUUAUGGUAAAAGGCGCAAGUGGAGCGAGGAAUUUCGAGAAGUCAGAAGAUCCGAUCUUCGUUCUAGAAAACAACGUGCCUAUCGAUACAAGAUAUUACCUCGACAACCAGUUAGCCAAGCCGCUUGGUCGUAUCUUUGACCCUAUCCUUGGAGAGACAAAGUCGAAAUCACUCCUCACUGGUGAUCAUACCCGUUCCGUAUCAGUUGCAGCACCAACGGUAGGCGGUCUCAUGAAGUUUGCAAAGAAGACUAUGACAUGUAUGGGUUGCAAGAAGCCACUCAUGAGCAAGGAAGAAAGUGGUGGUGCUGUCUGCUCAGACUGUGCGCCGCGCGUGGGGGAGCUGUACAAAAAGACAUUGGACAAGGUAUCCGAUCUGGAGGUCCGGUUUGGACGACUAUGGACACAAUGCCAGCGAUGUCAGGGUAGUAUGCACGGGGAGGUCAUCUGCAGUAGCAAGGACUGCCCCAUCUUCUACAUGCGCAUGAAGGCGAAGAAGGAUGUGGAAGACGGGAGCAAAGAGUUGAAGCGGUUCGAUUUUGACCAAUCUGCUAUAUGGUAA
Messenger RNA from Daldinia childiae, 3312 nucleotides. RefSeq names its product DNA polymerase delta catalytic subunit. Gene Ontology annotation, cellular component: delta DNA polymerase complex. The transcript has 3 exons. Bases 1 to 3312 code for a protein of 1103 amino acids. Gene Ontology annotation, biological process: DNA-templated DNA replication; DNA replication proofreading; base-excision repair, gap-filling. NCBI's taxonomy places the organism in Eukaryota, Fungi, Ascomycota, Sordariomycetes, Xylariales, Hypoxylaceae. The record is from RefSeq and is a predicted model, not a curated record. Gene Ontology annotation, molecular function: 3'-5'-DNA exonuclease activity; DNA-directed DNA polymerase activity; DNA binding.